This is a messenger RNA of Fraxinus pennsylvanica, 1512 nucleotides long. The record is from the annotation of a GenBank genome assembly. Lineage: Eukaryota; Viridiplantae; Streptophyta; Magnoliopsida; Lamiales; Oleaceae.
AUGGAGAAUUCCGACGCCUUUGGAUCGUCGACUGCCACUCCAACGUGGCAGUACUUCCUCGAACGCAUGCGCCACCCCUCCGCUGCCGAUUUCGUCAAAGCCAUUAAAAGUUUUAUAGUGUCCUUUUUCAAUAAUACACCGGAUGCCGAAAGGGACAGCACAGCUAUGCAGGAGUUCCUUGGGAAUAUGGAAGCGGCAUUUAGGUCACACUCCCUUUGGGCUGGAUGUUCAGAGGAGGAGCUAGAGAGUGCUGGUGAAGGACUGGAAAAAUAUAUCUUGACAAAGUUAUUUACACGCGUAUUUGCUGCAAUUCCGGAAGAUGUGGAAGUUGACAAGCAACUUCAUGAAAAGAUGGCUUUGAUUCAACAAUUCGUUCGGCCAGAAAACUUGGAUAUCAAGCCAACCUUUCAAAAUGAAACAUCGUGGUUGCUUGCGCAGAAAGAGCUGCAAAAGAUUAAUAUGUACAAGGCACCAAGAGAUAAACUUGUCUGCAUUCUCAAUUGUUGCAAGGUCAUCAAUAACCUACUGAUCAAUGCCUCCACUGCAGCCAAUGAAGAUCAUCCAGGAGCAGAUGAAUUUCUACCUGUUCUCAUAUAUGUCACCAUAAAGGCAAACCCUCCACAACUGCAUUCCAACUUAUUGUAUAUACAACGGUACAGGCGACAAAAUCGUUUGGUAGCAGAAUCAGCCUACUAUUUCACAAACAUGCUUUCCGUGGAGUCUUUUAUUAUGAAUAUCACUGCACAAGCCCUAUCAAUGGAUGAAAGAGAGUUUGAAACAAACAUGGAAUCUGCUCGAGUACUCCUUUAUGACCUUUCUGAAAGUUCAGAUGUACUGAGUCAAACGGAUCAAAGAGUUGGACACACUCCCAGGACACAGGUGGUGGAACCCAAACAACCUUUGAGUCGGAAGCACCAGGACUCAACAGUGUCAGGUCAGUUCUCAGUCCACUCAUCUGAAAUGAAAUCCAAGAACGGGGAAUCAAACUUAAAAGAUCACUUGUCCAUGAAUAAAAUUCCAUCGAUCUCGGAUCUUGAAAAUAAAGGUGCUACCAUGCUUUUAAAGGAAGAAGAAGUAAACCAUGUCUUUAAGGAUUUCCCGUACUUGUAUUCGCAAGCUGGUGAUCUGACAGUUUCCGAUGUAGAAGACCUGCUAAACAAUUACAAGCAACUCGUAUUCAAGUAUGUGUGUCUUGCCAAAGGAUUGGGUGUUGGAACUCCGUCUGCUCUAGUGGCAGAUACCCGAGGUCAAAAGGAUGAUCAGACUGAAAUUGUGAAGGAAUCAGAAAACAUUGGUGAAGGGACAUCAAAUGAUGAAAUGCACAAGGACCUUUCUAAAUUAUCUUCUGAUUUAGUUGAAGCAUCACAUUUUGAGUCGGAAAAUUCUGAAUCCGAGUUGUCAGAAGAAAAUUCUGAGUCAAAACUGCCAGAAGCAGCAGCUGUUCAAACUCAAGGAAGUAGGAUAAAAAGGUCUGUAAGCAGUGUAAUCAGUGCAAAGGUUGAGAAAAAUUGA